Molecule: messenger RNA, 990 nt
Organism: Kockovaella imperatae
Lineage: Eukaryota; Fungi; Basidiomycota; Tremellomycetes; Tremellales; Cuniculitremaceae
Product: ubiquinone biosynthesis methyltransferase
Exons: 5
Coding region: 1-990 (329 amino acids)
Biological process (GO): ubiquinone biosynthetic process
Molecular function (GO): methyltransferase activity
Source: RefSeq, a predicted model, not a curated record
AUGGCGACACCUCGAUCGAGAAAGAUUUCUCGAUUCGCUUCAACGACCCAAGCUUCUAACCCUUCUUCUCCGUCUUCUCCUUCGUCGCCCUGCCCCGAGCCAGUCUCCCACGCUCGACCUGAACAGUCUACACCUCUGAAUGAGCCUGGACCUAGUCGACGGACGACACAUUUCGGCUUCCGUCAGGUCCCCGAGGAGGAGAAAGAGACCCUAGUCGGCGGAGUGUUCAGCUCAGUAGCUUCCAACUAUGAUCUCAUGAACGAUUCCAUGUCGUUGGGAAUCCAUCGGCUAUGGAAAGACUCCUUUGUUAAAUCACUCGUUCCCCGUUUACCUCCUUCUAGACAUUCUCCAGGAAACGAGAUCUGGCAACCAUCUUUCAAAUGUCUAGACGUUGCCGGAGGAACGGGAGAUAUCGCUCUCAGGAUUUUGGACCGUGCGAGGGAGCAGUAUGGGAAUAGGGACGUCGAAGUUGAGAUUGUCGAUUUGAAUCAAGGCAUGUUGGAUGAAGGUCGCAAAAGAGUAGCGAAGACAAUGUACUACAACACUCCGCAGAUAUCUUUCACACAUGGCAAUGCCCAGUCCCUCCCCUCGCAUAUUGCUUCCAACUCCAUCGACCUAUACACCAUUGCAUUCGGUAUUCGCAAUUGUACCUCUCUCCCCGCCGUCCUUUCCGAAGCAUUCAGAGUCUUGAAACCAGGUGGCAAGCUUGGCGUUUUAGAGUUCGGCAAGGUUGGGAACCCUCUCUUCGCACAGAUCUACCGACAGUACUCGUUCUCGUUUAUCCCCAUCAUGGGCAAAAUACUCGCCGGAGAUUCCGAAUCGUAUCGAUAUCUCGUAGAGUCGAUCGAAAAGUUCCCCACUCAAGAAGAGUUUGCUACUUUGGUCCAACAGGCCGGUUUCCAGACCGGUCAACUGAGAGAAGGAAAGGGCGGAGCUUGGACCGAUUUCACAGGCGGUAUCGCAACCAUGUGGACGGGUGUCAAGGCAUAG